Lasiodiplodia theobromae is the source of this 1185-nucleotide messenger RNA. RefSeq names its product Mating-type alpha-pheromone receptor. Lineage: Eukaryota; Fungi; Ascomycota; Dothideomycetes; Botryosphaeriales; Botryosphaeriaceae. The coding region runs from base 1 to 1185 and encodes 394 amino acids. Gene Ontology annotation, cellular component: membrane; G protein-coupled receptor homodimeric complex. Gene Ontology annotation, molecular function: pheromone binding; mating-type factor pheromone receptor activity. The transcript is spliced from 3 exons. Gene Ontology annotation, biological process: G protein-coupled receptor signaling pathway. The record is from RefSeq and is a predicted model, not a curated record.
AUGAGUCCUAUUCCAUCGGCUGGUCCUGCCAGCAACGAGACUAUUUACUACAAGCAUGCCGCUAACGCGCCUCCCUUCGAUCCAUGGAACCAGACCAUCGUCCUUUACGACGCUCAAGGCUACCGUGUGCCUCACGACCUCCGCUUGAAUUACUUCAAUGACUGGGCAAAAUAUGCAAUCCACGCCUCCAUCAACUGGGGCAGUCAGAUCGGCGCUUCUAUCAUCAUGGUCAUCUUGCUCCUCGUUCUGACCAAGCACGACAAGCGUCGCUCCCCCAUUUUCAUUCUCAACAUUCUUGCCCUGGUCUUGAGCGUCGUCCGUGCCAUCACCAACGUCGCCUUCUACACGAGCGAGUUCUACAACUUCUACACCUUCAUCACUGAGGACGUCUCCCGCGUCCCUACCUCCGACUAUGCCACCUCCAUUACCGCGGUCAUCAUGACUCUCCUCUUGCUUACCUGCAUCGAGUUAUCCCUCAUCCUGCAGGCCUCCGUCGUCUGUGCGACUCUUGCUCGCCCUCGCCGCAUCACUAUCACGGUUCUGUCCAUUGUUGUUGCCUUGAUGGCUAUCGGCGCUCGCAUUGCCCUCACCGUCUGGAACAUCCAAUUCAUCUUCGGCCUGACAGACGAUCUGCGAGCUAAUCUACCGGCAAUCUCGAACAUCACAUCCAGCUUUAGCGUCUGCUUUUUCAGUUUGAUCUUCUGUGGCAAGCUCGGUCUUGCCAUCAGAAACCGCCGUAAACUGGGACUUAAGCAGUUCGGACCCAUGCAGAUUGUCUUCAUCAUGGCAGCGCAGACAUUGAUCAUUCCGGGUAUAUGCUCGAUGGUGCAGUUCUUCACCAACGACGAGAUUGGAGCCCUGUCCCUGACCGUGGUCGCUAUUUUCCUACCGCUCUCGUCUGUCUGGGCCGCCGCCAACACCGACAGUCUCAACCAAGCUUCACGCAGUCACGAUGCGCAUCACAAAUUCCUCGGCGGUCUCAAGUGGAAGAAGGCUCCGGGUGAACGGAAGUCGAUAGCUACCACGCUGGACUCCUCCAUCCUUUCUUCGCGGGAUCCCCUCUCUCCGUCUUCGAGGAAGACCACCUCGACGGACGAUACGGAGAAGACACAUGGAGAUGUCGAGGAUGAUCGUGACGACCAAGUCUUCGAAGCGGGCAAGGCCAUCAAUAGGAUGUUCCCCUAG